CGUUUUCGAAGGCGGAGUUGCCUCUCUUGGGUCCGUUUUGCAUGGCUAGAGGAAGAUUGUUUGCAGCGGCCAUUGGAGGGCUUCCGAGUGGUGUCGCUCGUGCUGCGCGACCUGUCUCUUCUUUUGAAGUGGUAGACAGCAGUGUGUCUUUAAGGAGCUCCAAUGGCUUUUGCUCCGUCGGCCUUGAAAGUCUGCAUCGUGGGCUCAGGAAACUGGGGGUCUGCUGUAGCUAAAAUAAUAGGCAACAAUGUAAAGAAUCUGCAGAAGUUUGCUUCUACAGUGAAAAUGUGGGUCUUUGAAGAAAAUGUUAAUGGAAGAAAACUGACAGAAAUAAUAAAUAAUGACCAUGAAAAUGUAAAGUAUCUUCCUGGAUAUAAGCUACCAGAUAAUGUGGUUGCUGUCCCAAACCUGAAUGAGGCUGUACAAGAUGCGGACUUACUGGUUUUUGUAAUUCCCCAUCAGUUCAUUCAUAAAAUCUGCGAUGAGAUCACAGGGCAUGUAGCCAAGAAAGCAGUUGGUAUAACUCUCAUUAAGGGAAUAGAUGAAGGCCCAGAGGGACUCAAACUCAUCUCUGACAUUAUCCGAGAGAAAAUGGGAAUAGACAUCUGUGUGCUGAUGGGAGCAAACAUUGCCAAUGAGGUAGCAGCAGAGAAGUUCUGUGAGACCACAAUAGGCUGUAAAAUUCUGGAGAAUGGCUUCCUUUUCAAAGAACUUCUUCAGACUCCAAACUUCCGAAUAACUGUGGUGGACGAUGCAGAUACUGUUGAGCUUUGUGGUGCACUAAAGAACAUAGUGGCAGUGGGAGCUGGCUUUUGUGAUGGUCUGCGCUGUGGCGAUAAUACCAAAGCUGCUGUCAUUCGACUAGGACUAAUGGAAAUGAUUGCAUUUGCAAAGAUCUUCUGCAAGGGGCAGGUGUCUACUGCCACUUUCCUGGAGAGCUGUGGGGUUGCAGAUCUUAUCACAACAUGUUAUGGUGGUCGCAACCGCAGAGUGGCAGAAGCAUUUGUUAAAACUGGAAAGUCUAUUGAAGAGUUAGAGCAAGAGAUGCUGAAUGGGCAAAAACUUCAAGGGCCACAGACUUCUGCAGAAGUGUAUCGCAUCCUCCAACAGAAAGGAUUGGUGGAGAAGUUUCCAUUAUUUGCUGCUGUUUAUCAAAUCUGCUAUGAAGGGAAACCUGUCCAAGAGAUGAUUUCAUGUCUUCAGAGUCAUCCAGAGCAUAUAUAAAUUCUACUUUGCUGUUGUCCCAGGUCCUGCCUUUUCAUAGUUGUGUGGGCACAAAUUGACUUAAUGAAACGUCGCUACUCCAUUAAGCUCUCAUAGCAACAUGAAUGUCUAUGAACUUUUGUAGAUUGUUCUUGUUUGAUGUAAUCAUUCUGCUCCCAGAUGGCCCACUCUAAUUUUUACUGGCUAAAAUUCAAGUGGCUUUCAGACAUGCAAUGCACGACUUGCACACUCCUAAUUAUUCAUGUAGAUAUAUAUAUAUAUAUCUUUGUACUGUGGAAGAUGCUUGAUGUUUUUGUAACCUCCAUAACAAUGAUUCCUUGUCAUGAAAGACUUCAUCGAGUGCCCACCAGUGAUUGAGGGAAAACAAACCUCUUAUGAGAAUUGAAAGUGGCCUGAAGUGCAUUUCAUUUUGGGACUGUUUGCUAAAACAUACUAGGAUUCUGUAGUGCACAUCCAGCUUCUAAUCAGGUUUGCAUGCCUUUCAAUGACAUUAGUUUAUUUCAUGAACAUUUUAAUGAAAAUCUAUUUAAUAGCAUUUAUUUGGUGAGGCACUUGAUCUUUUUAACUUGAUUCUUGGAAAAGAUUUUUAGAAACCUAAACAUUAAAAUACAAUUAAAGUGGACAUAAUCUCUUUUAAAGGGAUAUUUUUUCUUCACCCAUUUUAUCUUCUAUUAGAUUUGCUUUUCUUUCUUCUUCCUAUUUCUAAAUCUGUGUAGCAAGAAAAAGCAUUUACGGACUAAGCUUUGAUGCUUGACAUCGCACAUUUUAAAACCUUGUGGCUUUGGACAUGAGCAUAUAUAUCUGCAGCUGUCCUUGUCCUGGCUGAAUUCAGGCCUGAUGACAUGGGGAACUCAUGUCUGUGUGAACAAUCAUUGUGUGUGAAUGUUCUGACACAGUAUAUGUAAGUAAUGAGUCUUCAACUCAUUGCCACCUGGCUUGGCUCACCUUUCAAAGGAAUUUUCAGGAGGUGAUAAGAUGUGAUCUUGCCACUAGUCUGUUGGCAUGCUGAUCAGAAAUGGUCAUUAUUAAGCAAAACAAAAACCCUUCUUGUUGUUUGUCCACUCCACAGGGAAUUUCCACAGGAAGAUUCCUACAUUAGUGACCUUGUGGUUUUAUCUGUCAGCUCUGCAUGUGUUUCUGUUCCUUGUGCUGUAUUCUUGGUAUAGCAUUCUUAAGACUUAUUAGUUGAGCUAAUCCACCAACUACAAGUUGCUGCUCAGAUUACCACACACCAAGGGACAUAUUGGGAAAUUCUAGUUAGCACAUGAUUGUACCACAACCUGUGUUAAGUUUUAUAAAAGUAUUUAUUUCAGUGCCUCUUAUAACUGCUGUCUGCUUGACUCACCUUUUGAAAUCCGUUUUUAACUGUACCCCAUUGCCUUCAAAUGAGAUAACUUUCUGGAAGCUAUUUAUAGUCUUGACUGCCUUGACUUCCUGGUGUCUUAAAAGGAAUUUAAAAGACUAAAAUUACCUAGUUGUAAUAUGCUGAAUUAGAGAAUCUGUUAUAUCACUGAAUUGCCCUUUUAUGGUUACCAUUUAUCAUUCUGAUGUUGAAAGAAAUACAGAACCUACACCUCUGGAAAAGCUAGUUAUAAAAACAUACUAAGAUAAGAGCUCUGGGGAAUAAUAGUAAUAUGUAAAGUACUAAAAAUUAAUCCUGUGCUGUAACCUUUAUGCACGCUCCUAGCCCUGGAAAGAUUGGGUUUGGUGACUACUCUUCCUUGCUGAGAAUUCAGAAUGCAUCUGUUAUGACUCAUGGAAAUCCCAGUCCUUUUUAUUAUAAAGUAGUCCUGUUUAAAGUCAACAAAUGUGUUCUGAAUAGGCUUGUUGUGCAGUCUUUGAGACUUCUCACUUUCAGACAAAAUGAAUGUCUAGGCAUAACUGUCCCAAGUGCAUUAUACCACUUGAAGUUUCACAUGUUACACUUUUUCCUACACAGACAGUGCUCACAUGUAGAAAAUGAGAUGGAAACUGCUUAUAGUUGUGGAUCAUGGAAAGCUCCAUUCGUAGUAAUCUCACCUGCAUGCACUUGCUAUUUGUAUAUGGAUUUCAUGCUCUUUCCAUCCCGCUACACAGAAAGCAAGUGCUUUCUGUGUAGGAAAAGUGUAUCAUGUAGAUCAGCACCUUAGUGUAGAUGGAAAGUGGCUUUAUUAUAAUGGAAUUUCAAGAACUCCUAAUAGGUUACAGUGCUCUACACUAUUGAGAAAUUAAAACAUGCAGCAUUUAAUUUUAUUGGAUACAUUUUUCCUUAAUUCCAUGAUUCUAUUUAUGAAGAAAGAUAGUCAGAACUUAAGAAUGGCUUGAAUUUUGUGGUAGUGUGGGAAUUGUUUAAAAUCAUGUGAAGUUGCAUUUGAGAGAGUGGAUGAUGUAGUUGUUUAUAGGGCAUUUUGGAUAUAAAUAGUGGUACUGGUUGGGUAUCCCUUAUCCUGCUUGGGACCAGAAGUGUUCCAGAUUUUGGAUUUUUCCAGAUUUUGGAAUAUUUGCAUAAUGAGAUAUCUUGGGCAUGGGACAGAGCAGGCGCCAAACUUCCCCCUUCCUAGUGGAGGAUGGGGUAUUUUUUGAGCUGCUAGCUUUCUUUAGUGAUUUCUGACUUGUGAGCCUUAAGGCUUUUACCCUUUUACAUUUGUUUAUCCUUCUCUGGCGAUCCUUAUUCUUCUCCUUCCUUUCUACUCUGUGCGAGGGGGGGAAGGGAGUCGCCAUUUUCCUCUCUUUUUCCUUUCCCUUUCCUCAGUUGUUUAGGUUUGGUUGGCUUUCAGUUAGUUUUUUCAGUUUCCCUUGCCUUUUGGUGAUUUGUGCCUUUAAAAUCCAUGGGGAUUUCUCAGUUGGGAGACUCCCUGAGAGGCUCCCUGUCGGAAGGGGCUCUCUCGGAGCUCGUGACAGUUCCCUCGCUCGCUGGGACCACGGCGGCGACUCUCCCUAAGGUAUCCGAAGCAGCGGUAGCUUUGGCUCCCAUGGCGGCCCUCAUCACGGCCACUCUGCCACCCAAAAAAGCAGCGGCAAAGACAAAGCAUUUAAAGGACCAGGUGGGUCCAGAGAAAAAGAAAAAGCAUAAGCGCACCUCCGGUGGGGCUCCACUCAGUGAGAGGUUAAAGCUGCAGGUGGUUUUGUUUUUUGUUUUUGUUACGGCGUGGUGUCCAGAUUUUGAAGCAUUCCGGAUUUUAGAUGUCCGGAUAAGGGAUGCUCAACCUGUAUAAAGCUUAAUAGAUCUUUAUGUGAAGCAUGUCAUCUGUUAAUAUUUAAUCUAGUUUAAUUAUGGCUUUGUCCUUAUUUUUAACAUACAAUGUAUGUAACAAUUAUGUUUUGUAUUAUGUAUAAAGGGCUAUGUAACCUGAAUGUCAUAAGUUACCCAAACUGUUGAAAUACUUAACACUGUUUUAUUCCAUAAUAAAUUGAAGACCUGUUUUUCUAUAAAGGCAUUUGACUUUAUAAGCAUUACUGAAUGAUUUUUCCAAACCCUGCCCACCAAUUAUUUUAUUUUUUCAAUAAAAUGUUAUUACUGUGCAUUCA
This is a messenger RNA of Hemicordylus capensis (graceful crag lizard), 4731 nucleotides long. It is a transcript of the gene GPD1L, whose product is annotated as glycerol-3-phosphate dehydrogenase 1 like. Lineage: Eukaryota; Metazoa; Chordata; Lepidosauria; Squamata; Cordylidae. The transcript is spliced from 8 exons. Gene Ontology annotation, cellular component: cytosol; glycerol-3-phosphate dehydrogenase (FAD) complex. The record is from RefSeq and is a predicted model, not a curated record. Gene Ontology annotation, biological process: carbohydrate metabolic process; glycerol-3-phosphate catabolic process. Bases 163 to 1224 code for a protein of 353 amino acids. Gene Ontology annotation, molecular function: protein homodimerization activity; glycerol-3-phosphate dehydrogenase [NAD(P)+] activity; NAD binding.